AUGCACACACAAGUAGCCGCCUUAGUCAGUCCGAUCAGUUUGAUUUUGGCCAAGUUGGAGUUCAUAAUUAGCGACGGGUACUGCGGACAGGUGAAUGGAGAGAAAACCGCCCACGGAUGCACCAUCACCGUUUGCGGCAAUGGAGAGGCUCUCGUGGGCACCUUUUGCGGCCGAGGUCCGUGCAACAUUUUUGGGUGCGACUGCGAGGGAGGUUGCCUCCACGGGCACUACGGAGAGAGCUUCCUGCAAAGGAACAGGCGGCACAACAUCCAGCUGAUGCGCACCCAAAUGAUAACAACCAGCUCCGUGGAUGCCGUUACUGGUAUAUUUUCAAAGAGCCGCCUUAGUCAGUCCAAUCAGUCUGUGCACCACGAUGCUAGUGGUUCCAGUUUCUUCAGUGCUCCUCGCGAUCCUCUUUUGGCCAACUUCGGUGGCUCAAGUGCAGAGUGUUGCACCACGAUGGCCAAGUUGGACUUCACUAUAAACGAUGGGUCCUGCGGCAAGGUGAAUGGAGAAAGAACCGACUACGGAUGCACCAUCACCGUUUGCGGCAAUGGAGAAGCUCUCGUGGGCACCUAUUGCGGCCGAGGUCCGUGCAACAUCUUUGGGUGCGCUUGCAAGGGAGGUUGCCUCCAUGGACAGUACGGGGAGAGCUUCCUGCAAAGGAACAGGCGGCACAACGUCAAACUGAUGCGCACCCAAAUGAGAAAGGCUGGUCUAUUCUGAAGCUUUUCAAUUGAAAUUUAUCACGAAAUGUGUUUAAAAAAAUGUUGUGCGAAUUUGUUAAUACAAAUCUAUUUUUCUUUUGUAGUAGAAUAAAAGCAAGAAUUAUGUUUGAAAAA
This is a messenger RNA of Drosophila ficusphila, 842 nucleotides long. RefSeq lists its product as uncharacterized. NCBI's taxonomy places the organism in Eukaryota, Metazoa, Arthropoda, Insecta, Diptera, Drosophilidae. The coding region runs from base 1 to 726 and encodes 241 amino acids. The transcript is spliced from 2 exons. The record is from RefSeq and is a predicted model, not a curated record.